AAAGAUGCUCAGAUUUAUAACAGAAUGAAUGUUCUUUGAAUUAUGAUAAAAGUUAAAUACUUAAUUUAGGUGAAAUUAAAAAGAUCAUAGGAUUCUAUAAUUUGUUUAAAUAAUAUUAUCAAUGUAUGAUAAUUAAAUAUAAAUUAAUUAAUUAUUAGAGUUCAAUAUGUCAAUUAUGAAUGUUACUGAUCUAAAAAUUCCUUUUAAAUUUAAAUCAGAAAUACAUGACGAAUUGAAAAAAGAUUUUAAUAAAAUUAAUAUUAAUGGCGUUCCUAUAGAACAGACAGAGGUUGAGAGAAAAUUAGAUGCUCUGUAUGAAUGGAUCUGUAGUACACCAAAAAAUAUUACCUAUAGAGUUAAUUUAUUGCAGACUACACCUGAACAAGUAAUACAGCAUUUAAAGGAUGUGAUAUCACAGGAGUAUGAAAAUCGUGUACCAACAAUAACAACAUUCCCCCAUUUAUCAGAGAUAGUUACUGUACACGAUUGGGACGAAUCUGUGAAAUUAGAUUUAUUGAAGCGUUCUAAAGAAGUUCUUGUCGACGCAACAUGUGGAUCGGCUGUAUUAAGAGGUUCACACGUAUAUGCUCCAGGAAUCAUAGGAAUCCCAAAUGGUUUAAAUAUAGGAGAUGUAGUAAGCGUAUACGCAGAUAUUGUUGGUACUUACAAGAAAGGUUUACUUAAACCGUUUGAAAUUGAUAGCGAAAACAAAACUUUUUUGGGUAAUGGUAUUCUCAAACAAACAAGAAAAAAUAUUUUCUGUAACGACGGGCAAAUAGCAAGGGGAAUUGCAAUACAUAUGACUGAUGUAGUUUCACGACUCCCACAAUUAAGUAAUAUUUCAGUACCAGAUGGAUGGGCAUUAUUACAAAAUUUACCAUCAAUUAUUUGUACACGCAUUCUAAAUCCACAGCCUGGAGAAAUAAUCCUUGAUAUGUGUUCAGCACCAGGGAAUAAAAGUACACACAUUUCAUCCCUUAUGAAUGGAAAGGGUAUUCUAAUAGCUCUUGAUAAAAACAAACCCAAAUCAGAAAAACUUAAAAUAAAUUGUAGUAAAUUUUCAAGCGGUAAUGUAAAAAGCUUUUGGUAUAAUUCCAAAAAAGCUUAUAAUAAAUAUAUGGAUAGUUCGAAUAUUAAUGAUGGACCACCAUUUAAAAGUAACAGUUUUGAUCGUAUAUUAUUAGAUAGUCCAUGCAGCGCAUUAGGACAGAGACCACAACUUCUUAAUAAAAUUACUGCUGUACAACUUCGUUCGUAUGUAUCCUUACAAAGGAAACUAUUCUCAACAGCUGUUCAUCUUUUGAAAACAAAUGGAAUCUUAGUAUAUAGUACUUGUACUAUUACAAUAGCUGAGAACGAAGGUAUUAUCUCGUGGGCUCUAAAAACAUAUCCAUGUUUAAAAUUGAAUUCCAUUAAAGAUCAAUUAGAUUUUAUUAAAGACCAAUCAAAAAUAUUCUAUUCUAAAGGAUAUAGCAUUGACGGAUUAACAGAAAAUGAAUCAGAAUAUUUACUUAGAAUAGGACCUGAACAGGAUAGUAUUGGCUUUUUUAUAGCAUGUUUUACUAAGCAAAGUAUGGAAGAAGUUAACUAAAAUAAUUUUAUUUAAUUAAGUGUGAUAUGUCCUUACUUCGUUUUUUGAAAUUUAUUGCGCUUCGUUUUGCUGACAAUCUUCAUUUAAAACUCCUUCGCCGCAAAGUACACAUUUUUCUUCAUAAUUUGGUACAGUGGACAUUAUUUUUAAUAUUUCUAUGGAUGGUCCGAUUUUCCUAUUCAAACAUAAUAUAAUAUUAUGUUAUAUCAAAUACCUUACUUGAUGAAAUAAGUAUGUUUGUAUGUGAUUUGUAAAAAAACAUCGUUAAUAUAGAAUAUUACAAACCUUGGACUAAAACAUACUGUAAUUGGUAAAAUAUGUUUUCCAUUAACAGGACGAGCAAGUAUUUCUCCCUUAUCAGGAUUAUAAUUAAAAUCUUCGUUGAACUUAGUUUUUUUGAUUUCAACUUCACAUUUGUAAGCUGUAAUGUCGCGUAUGUAUAUAUUCGUAGAAAAAAAGAGAGAGGCAGAAUAGAGAAACAAGUAAUUGGUGUAAUAAAACUGAUACCAGACAAAUUUUCAACAUCCAAUAUAAAUUUUUUCUCUUCUCCGAUACAAACAUGUUCGAAGUUCAAACAUGGAGAAACUCGUAAUAAAGGUAAAUAAAUAUUUAAAAGCAACUUUAGUACCUAUAAAUUUUUUAAUUUAUAGUUUUAAUUGUAUAUAAAAACAAAAUCAGAAAUAUUACUUAUUUUAUUCAUAUUAAUACCUGGCUACUGUAGUCAGUAUAUAUAAUACGUAAUUGUCCUUUAUUAAACCAAUUAUUUGUAUGUUUUGAAAAUCCUAAUCUAUAUUGUGAGCUUGUAUCUUUUUUGGUUUCUAUUAUCUCUUCAAUUAGCAUAGCAUCUACUGAACAAGCAACGUGUACCUAAAAUAAUAUAUAAAUUCAUUAAUAAGUUAAUGCGCAUUACUUAAAAAAUUUUGUUAACUAACUUCUAUAGAAGUCCAUCCAUCUAUGCAUAUUUCUUUCACAUAUCUAUUUAUUUUAUAAUGAUUAUGAAUAUAAUCUAUUGUAAAUGGAUCAGUUAUCUCAAAUUUCACAAAUAUUGGGAUUUCUCCUUUAUUAUAAAAAACGUAAAUUUUUUUAAUCCUGAAAUUUAUUGGAUAAAAUUUUAAUGUGAAUAGAAUUUAAUGUAAAAUCUAUUUAUGAAAAGAUAACAUACUUCAUUGUACGAUGAGAACUUCUCAUUACAUCGUCAGCAUAAAAUGUGAACAAUCUAUCAAAUUUAGGGAUGUCAUAAGUAAGACGUGACAAAACAAUUUGUGCUUCAAUUUGAAUCAUUAAUGGUGUUAAUAAACUGUUGUGCCUACAAUAA
This is a messenger RNA of Vespula pensylvanica (western yellowjacket), 2906 nucleotides long. Its product is annotated as tRNA (cytosine(72)-C(5))-methyltransferase NSUN6. NCBI's taxonomy places the organism in Eukaryota, Metazoa, Arthropoda, Insecta, Hymenoptera, Vespidae. The transcript has 8 exons. Gene Ontology annotation, biological process: RNA methylation. The record is from RefSeq and is a predicted model, not a curated record. Gene Ontology annotation, molecular function: RNA binding; methyltransferase activity. Bases 167 to 1591 code for a protein of 474 amino acids.